Molecule: messenger RNA, 177 nt
Organism: Trichomonas vaginalis G3
Lineage: Eukaryota; Parabasalia; Trichomonadida; Trichomonadidae
Product: negative regulation of histone ubiquitination
Exons: 1
Coding region: 1-177 (58 amino acids)
Biological process (GO): proteasome-mediated ubiquitin-dependent protein catabolic process; protein polyubiquitination
Molecular function (GO): ubiquitin protein ligase activity
Source: RefSeq, a predicted model, not a curated record
AUGACGGGCUUCACACGAUUUCCACCAGGCGGACUUUCAUCUAUUUCGCCAAAGAUCACAGUCAACAUGCGAUUCAUGGACGAAGGUCAACUUCCGAACAACGAACUUCCAACUGUUUCGACAUGUUCACACAUCAUCAAGAUCCCAGAAUACGAAACUAAAGAAAUCUUACCAUAA